AGCAGGUUGAGGGUUGAGAGGUGAAAGGUCGUCUCCAACAUGGCGGCUCCCGUGGAUGACAUGUUUUCUCUGUGUGUGGACCCCGGUAAAGCAGCCGGCGGCGUGGAGGUCCGGUUUAUAGACAAUGUGAAGGGUAAAGGUCUGUUUGCUAGAAGGAGCAUCAAGAAGGGAGACACUAUUUUCAUCGAGCGGCCCCUCGUCUCUUCUCAGUUCCUGUGGAAUUCUUUGUACAAAUAUAAAGCCUGUGAGUUCUGUCUACGUGCUCUGGAGACGGCGGAGGACAAUGCGAGGAGACUCAGCGGGAUCCCCGGGCUGAGCCUUCCUCACCCUGAGCUGUGCCGGGUCCGACCAGAGCUGCACCAGGCCUGCCCCCAGUGCCAGGUGAUGUACUGUAGCAGCGAGUGUCGACAAGCUGCAGCCAGUCAGUACCAUCGAGUUCUGUGUCUGGGUUCGUCCCAGGAGGAUCCAGAUCAUCCUCUCAACAAGAUGAAGGACGCGUGGAGGAGUUUGCAUUAUCCUCCAGAGACCUCCAGCAUCAUGCUCAUGGCCAGAAUGGUUGCUCUAGUCAAACAGGAUAAGGACAAAGCCCAUUGGCAGAAGCUCUUCUCUCACUUCUGUAGCCGGACAGCGAACGAGGAGGAGGAGAUUGCCCAUAAGCUCCUGGGAGAGAAGUUCAGAGGACAGUUGGCCUCGUUACACGGCCUUUUCAGAGCCGCACUUUAUGAUGAGCAUCUCAGUCGGUGGUUUGCUCCUGAGGGUUUCCGCUCUCUGUUCGCUCUGGUGGGAACCAACGGACAAGGCAUCGGCACCAGCUCCCUGAGUCAGUGGGUUCAUGGCUGCGAUGCACUGGAGCUUCCUGCCCAGCAGAGGGAGCAGCUGGACUCCUUUAUCGACCAGCUGUACAAGGACAUUGAGAAAGAAACGGGAGACUUUCUGAACUGUGAGGGCUCCGGACUCUUUCUGCUCCAGAGCUCAUGUAACCACAGCUGCUCGCCCAACGCCGAGGCCUCCUUCCCCGACAACAAUUUCCUGCUUCACCUCCGUGCCCUCGGCGACAUCCACCCAGGAGAGGAGAUCUGCAUCAGUUACUUGGACUGCUGUCAGCGGGACCGAAGCCGCCACAGCAGACACAAAACCCUGAGGGAGAACUACCUGUUCGUCUGCUCGUGUCCAAAGUGCGUCUCCCAGAUGGACGAGCUGGACGUGACAUCAGAGGAGGAAGAGGAAGAAGAAGGCGAGGCAGAAGGUGAAGCAGAGGGGGACGAGAUGGAGGAUGAGAUGACAGAUGUCUGAUGAAAGACUUGCCCAUAUUGUUCUCAGCCGCUCCUGCCAACACGCUAAGCGGCCACGAAGCCCCGGAAGAAUAAAGACCAGUUCAAACCAUGA
Messenger RNA from Pleuronectes platessa (European plaice), 1386 nucleotides. It is a transcript of the gene smyd5, whose product is annotated as SMYD family member 5. NCBI's taxonomy places the organism in Eukaryota, Metazoa, Chordata, Actinopteri, Pleuronectiformes, Pleuronectidae. The transcript is spliced from 13 exons. Bases 40 to 1293 code for a protein of 417 amino acids. Gene Ontology annotation, molecular function: protein binding; histone H4K20 methyltransferase activity. The record is from RefSeq and is a predicted model, not a curated record.